Molecule: messenger RNA, 881 nt
Organism: Oryzias latipes (Japanese medaka)
Lineage: Eukaryota; Metazoa; Chordata; Actinopteri; Beloniformes; Adrianichthyidae
Gene: ptrhd1
Product: peptidyl-tRNA hydrolase domain containing 1
Molecular function (GO): peptidyl-tRNA hydrolase activity
Source: RefSeq, a predicted model, not a curated record
UCAACGGAUGAAUCCGCGGUUUGAAAGUCUGUUAGUGACGGAAAAACGAAAAUAUUUCUUCCUGAAUCUGCGUUUUUACUAAAUUUGAUGUUUGGAAGCGAAAAGAUGAUUUCAGUCUGUCUUUAAAUCGCUUUAGAACCUCCUUUCUGACUAGAAUCUCAGCUUUUGUCAUCGUGAAGUGACACAAAUGACCGCACGGGGGCGCAACUCAGCCCGGAUGACAUUUCCUUCCUAAACCGGAAGUGCAUCGACCGUUCCGGUGCAGCCCAAAUAUGUCCGCCUCAGGAGCGGGUCCUCCCGGGGUUCGGCUGGUCCAGUAUGUGGUGGUUCGCUCGGAUCUAACGCAAAAACUGUCUUGGCCUCUUGGCGCUGUCAUCGCGCAAGCGUGCCACGCGGCCACUGCCGCCAUCCACGUGCACUACGAAGACCCGGACACGCGGCGGUACCUCGCGGACCUGGACUCCAUGCACAAGGUGGUUCUAGCGGCUCCGGACGAGGCCGCGCUCUGCGGGCUCGCAGACGCCCUCACGCGCGCAGGUGUGGCGCACAAACUGUGGGUGGAGCAGCCCGAGGACAUUCCCACGUGCCUAGCUCUGAAGCCGUACCCUAAGGAGACUGCGCAGCCGCACAUGCGCAAAUUCAAACUUUUUAAAUAACGGAGUCGCGCACGCGCAGAAGAAAACCGACAUGUUUACAUUGUAGGGUUUCACGUGCCCCAUAGGGCAACGAUAUCCGCUUUGAUCUGUUCCUCUUUUGUUGAAUAAAGGAAACGUAAAUGUUUCACGUUAUAGAAUAAUUUAAACUAACACGUUUUAGUGUCUGAAAGUCUGUAAACACGCAUGCGCAUUAAGAUCUGACAAUAAAAUGUAAAUUUACCGCCA